This is a messenger RNA of Pieris napi, 1946 nucleotides long. RefSeq names its product beta-1-syntrophin (gene Syn1). Gene Ontology annotation, cellular component: intracellular anatomical structure; dystrophin-associated glycoprotein complex. The record is from RefSeq and is a predicted model, not a curated record. Gene Ontology annotation, molecular function: structural molecule activity; protein binding. NCBI's taxonomy places the organism in Eukaryota, Metazoa, Arthropoda, Insecta, Lepidoptera, Pieridae. The transcript is spliced from 7 exons. Bases 238 to 1797 code for a protein of 519 amino acids.
UUCAUCAAAUAAUGUUUAAAUUUAUGCUGGAAUAUUUUUGCUGUUUCUAAAUAUUUCUAUAGGUCGCUUAUUUCAUAAAUAAUAAUUAGUAUUAUAUCAAUAUUUUUACUUAACUUUUGCAUUUAUAAUUUUAUAAUGCGUAAAAAUGGUUUUGAUUAUGAAUGAUAUUGUUUGAGUUUUUUUUUAUCACUUGCUUUGACUAACUUGCGUUUUGAAACGAACUAUUGUGAUUGAAUCAUGGUGGAAAACGGGGGUUCUAGUGGUGGAAGUGAAAGCCCUAAUGCCACUUGUGUACGAUCAGGAUUGCUGGAGACGCUUGUUCGGGGUGUAUGGUAUCGCGUCCAUUGCUCUCUUGAAGAUGACUAUUUAAGUGUUUGUUUAGAUGAUGGAUACGAUGCAACUACUACGCUUAAUGGUACCUUAAAUAAUAACAAUGUGGAAACUCCAAACAGUGAUUUUACAGAGGUACCAGAAGCAAUAGCAAACCAAAAAAGAGUUGUACAAGUGGUCAAAUCUGAUAACAAUGGUCUUGGUAUAUCAAUAAAAGGAGGAAUUGAGAAUAAUAUGCCUAUACUCAUUUCAAAAAUCUUUAAGGGUAUGGCAGCAGAUCUUACAGAACAGUUAUAUGUAGGUGAUGCUAUUUUAUCAGUUAAUGGUGAAGACUUAAAAGAUGCAACUCAUGAAGAAGCAGUAAAAGCACUUAAAAGAGCUGGAAAAAUGGUUCAAUUAGAAGUCAAAUAUCUACGUGAGGUGACUCCUUAUUUUCGCAAGGCCUCAAUCAUCAGUGAGGUUGGUUGGGAAUUACAGCGUGGCUAUAUGAUGGAAGCACCACCAUCGCCACCUUCGCCUCGACGCAGACGCGCCGAUACUCGAUAUGUACCGCUGUUAAUGGCCUGUGUUGCUAAGAACCUUCGUCAUCACGAUCCUGAGGAGCGUACUAUCGAGAUUUAUUCCCCGGAUGGCGUUCACGCGUUAGCAUUACGAGCAACUUGUAGUAACACAGCUUCAGGCUGGCAUCGGUCGCUUCACGCGGCGGCGAGAAGGGCUUGCCGGGCUGCUUUGGCCCGUGCUAGGCCACGACUACGACCUUUGAUUGGAGAUGUGAGAUACGCUGGCUGGCUGGCCAGAAGACCGCCUCAAGACGUAAGUGUUAAGAUUGGUGCGUCAGCGGGGUCGGAUGAGUCAGAUGAAGCUGAAGGAUGGCAGCCGACUUUCGUCGCCAUUACGGAUCGUGAACUAAGGCUAUAUGAAGCCGCGCCGUGGUCGGCUGAGGCCUGGUGUGCGGCCAGCGAGUGUUUCGGGCUGGCCGCGACCCGCUUAGCCUGGUGGCGAAGGGGGGGUGCCGGGGCUGCAGCCCUCGGGGUUCGAGCGGGCACUCCGGCGGGACUCGCGGUGCGUUCGUUGCGGGCGGACACCCCACACGACCUUGCAGAAGUUGCAGGUGCCCUGGUAGACGGUGCACACCAUGCAGUGCGGGAACAACCUGAGUUUACUUUUCGUUGCCGAUACCGGGGCGCCUGUGGGCGAUUAUCUCUAGGUGCGAGUGGAGUAUGCGUGUGGGAGGCAGCGGGGUCCCUCGGCCGUGGUGGGGCGAGGGCUCUUUACCGACGACCUUUGCACGCCCUUAGAGCCUCCGCUGACGACGACCGUACAGCACUGUGGUUGCACUUCGCCGACGAUGAUACUCUGGAACUAGACAUGGAGGGUAGUCCAAAACCAGCUGUGUUUAUUCUGCACAAUCUCUUGUCCGCGCGAGUUCAUUCUCUACCGGCCGAAGCGUCGGCUCAACCGCUAUAACACGAGGAUGACGACCGAGGAACUUGUAACGAAUAAGGAAUAUUAGGUCAAAAUCAUUCCGCUAGGGGCGCUAUCGAGCCAAUAUAGCUAGUAUUCAUUUGAACAUUGACGAGAUUUGACAUUUGACAUUGACAUAGAAAAUUAACAUU